Molecule: messenger RNA, 1230 nt
Organism: Oikopleura dioica
Lineage: Eukaryota; Metazoa; Chordata; Appendicularia; Copelata; Oikopleuridae
Source: the annotation of a GenBank genome assembly
AUGCUCCAGAAAGGACUGUUUUUCGGAAUCGUAGUCGUUUUUAUCUUCAGCUGCGGUUAUUAUCUCGGCGUUUCGCAAAAUGCACGAAUAGAGAAUGGACCAUUACCUGCGGUCACGUCCAUAGAAGAUUUUAAAGCCGAUUAUGUUCGUAAAGAAAUUGCUUCACUGCGCCUUGAUUCCGCCAAGCCCCAAAGAAAUAAUACUAUCGGAAGAGGAUCUUAUCGUCGACAAAAAGAAGAGCCAAUUAAAGAAAUUGUCGAAAACGAAAAUGAAGCUCCGGCCAUUGAAAAUACUUACGAUGCAAAGGCGGAGAUCCAGAAACGAUUAGAGGGAUACAAUAAGUACUGUGAAGGAAGGCGUAGAAGUCUGAUUGGCGUUUCCUUUAUCACUGGAUACAUUUCUCGAUAUGGAGUGUCUACUGGAGAUGUUCAUUUCUGGACCUGUUUUCUCCCAAAGGCGGCCAGUAGUUCGCUGUCAGUAACAACUCUUUUGGCAACUGGUUACAUUCCGCUUGAGCACAAAAACACCGUCGAAACGAAGACUUGGGACGAAGGGCGCAACAAAUGCAAUGACAGACCUCUAGGGAAGGGGGAAUUGUCUAAUUGCCUGCACAAAUACGCGGCAAUGCCACAGAAGUACCGAUACAUGGGUGCUAAUUUGGAGCCAGGCGAUAAAUUUGCAUCCAUUAUUGUUGGACGAGAACCCAUGUCUCGACUUGUUUCUGCCUGGAAGGACAAGAUCUAUCGCGGCUCUGAUCGAACUUUUUACUACAAAAAAGUGAAGACGGCUUUUUCUCAGACAAAAAACCCGAAAUGCGCCAACUAUGCUACUUCUGAAGCUGCCUGGGAAGCCGGUUGCCGGUUGGAAUUCAAAGAUUUCGCGAAUUGGGUAGCUCGAGGAAAUUUUGCUGCUGAUGAGCAUUGGAGACCAGCUGCUGAUCUUUGUGCCAUGUGUGCUUUGAACCUGUCAUUUAUUGGCCACUCUGAGCAUUACGGAGAAGAUGCACAGGUGCUUGCGGAACAAUUGAAUAUCCCGAAAUCUUAUCUUCCUGACGACUAUUCAAAGUCAAAUGAACAUGCUGCCGCGCUGAAUGCAAAUGCAAGAAAAGCCUCGCUCGACGAAAUGUUCGCCGAUAUACCUCGGGAAACGCUUAUCAGCUUGAGAAGGAUAUAUGAGCCAGAUUAUAUCAUGCUUGGCUACGAAAUGCCAGAGUGGCUUGCUAACGCCUAA